Lactuca sativa (garden lettuce) is the source of this 1071-nucleotide messenger RNA. RefSeq names its product pathogen-related protein. Lineage: Eukaryota; Viridiplantae; Streptophyta; Magnoliopsida; Asterales; Asteraceae. The record is from RefSeq and is a predicted model, not a curated record.
GUAAAUUUAUACCCCAAGUAUAUGGGAUCUCUUCCAGUUGCUAUAUAAAGUAAUCAAGAUCAUACGUUGUAAGAUCAAACACUAAUUAAACCCAACAAUGGAUCAAUACAAAGGUUCAGAUGUAGACAAGUACAGAUCUUUCAUGAGUGGAGAAGGUGAGAAGAACACCACAUGGAAGUAUGGUGCACCACCUAACUAUGAUGCAGUCAAUAAACUCUUUGAAGAAGGCAGAACCAAGAUAUGGCCAACAGGUUCACUAGGAGAGCAAGUUCAGAAUCUUGUGAAAACAUGGGAAAUGGAGAUGUUCAACAAAGUGAAUCCCCAAGAUUACAAGUCUGUUGAUGUCACAAAGCUCACAAUUUCUGUUAACGGCAGGAAACCCUUGAAAUUGGAAGAUGUAGCUAAGAUAGGUGGAGGAUACAAUAUGUUUUUACAAACUUCGUUGCCAGAAGAUCUACGACUGUAUAAUCCUAGUGAUGAAACUGUGGAUACGGCUCAGAAAAUCUUCACAACCACAUUUACUCGUGGUUUUGUAUUGGAGGUUCUUGAGGUUUACUCGGGUCCUCCAGUGAUUGCAUAUAAGUUCAGGCAUUGGGGUUACAUGGAAGGUCCAUUCAAAGGUCUACAGCCUACAGGAGAAAUUGUUGAAAUGAUUGGUGUCUCCACAUUCGAGUUGGAUGAACAAUUCAAGAUCGUGAAGAUUCAGUUUUUCUACGAUAGAGGAGAGUUUCUUGCGGCUUUGAUCAAGGGUGGGAGUGCGGUGACCACCACCCAAGAUUCCACCAUUGGUGUAGGCUCUUCAAGAUGCCCUUUUUCUUAAUAAAUGAAGCAUGCAUGGUUUCAUCUGCUACCACACCAUUAUUAAUGAACAUGCAUGCUUUUAUAAUAGCUAGAUGUUGAACUUGGAAUAAACAAUUUUUUUGUUUUGUUUUGUCAUUACAAGAACAGAUACCUUUAAUAAUCUUAAUGUUGUGAUUUUUAGUUUUUGGUAAUCAUUUAUUUUUAGUAUGUUGGGAACCUUCAAAUGUUCGUGGUUGUAAACAAUAAUAAAAAUUCCUUUUUUUCAAUCUA